GGUUUGUGAUCUUUGUCAUAUUUGUUGCCUGUGGAUUUGUGAUGAUACAGUAUUGAAAUUAAUUGUUGUGUGUAGUGAAUGUGUCAAACGUUAUUUGUGGAUGGGCAUUGACUAGUGGUCUCACUUAGUUUGUGGUCAAAUCGUGCGUGCUUCGUAACAGUAAUGAGAUGAUGACAGCGAAGAGAAAAAACUAUUGACUGAUCUGAAAGUGAGAUGUGUAUUGCAGUGAUGUGGUAUAUAGCUGCUGUAGCACCAACCGAUUACCAUCUUUAAUCGUUUAAAAAUUGUGUCUAGGCGAGCUACGAAAAACUGAAGUGCAAUGUCUGGACGACCACUGAAGUGCCCACACUUGAACAGCGUUGAUGUUACACAUGCAGAUAUUGAGAAAGCGAAGGAGAUCAGCAAAUGUUCACUUUGUGAGUCUCGUGGACCAAACCUGUGGCUUUGUGUCCACCGAGGCUGCUUACAGAUCGGCUGCGGAGAAGUACAUAAUGAUCACAGUACGGCACAUAACAAAAGCAAUCGUAGCCACUGUGUACACCUGAAUUUAUCAACGUUGCGUGUAUGGUGCUACCUCUGUGAAACAGAAGUGUUACUUGAACUGCCAGAUACAGGGUCAACACUGAGUUGCAAAGUUCCUCAGGUGUACAAUGCACCAUCAGUUCCUUCACCUGCUGGAUCGAUAACAGGAGGUCACUUUGGCGGAGGAGAGUCGGCUGAGAGCAGUGAUAGUGAUAUCAGCAACCAGGAGGAUGAAGGCAAACCCAGGGGACUCACAGGUCUGCAGAAUAUCGGCAACACAUGUUACAUGAAUGCUGCAUUGCAAGCUCUGUCGAACACACCACCGCUGACACAGUUCUUCUUGGACUGUGGGGCCUUUGUGACAAGUCGCACAGGAACAACAGGUUCUGGUGAUAAGAAGCCUGGUCUUUCACGAUCGUACCACAGGUUAAUCCAGGAGAUGUGGCAUUCUCGCCGUCCAGGAUAUGUUGUACCUUCUGCCAUUCUGUAUGGGAUCAGAAAUGUACAUCCAAUGUUUCGUGGCUAUCAGCAACAUGAUACCCAGGAAUUCUUGCGAUGUUUCAUGGACCAGCUGCAUGAAGAAUUGAAGGAGCCAGUAGUGGAUAUUUAUCCGGAGAAACCAGUUCCCCCUCAUGAUGACAAUCAGCACAUUAGGCGAAAUUCCUUUGAAGACAUUUCUGAUGAGGAUGAUGAACAUACUGGCGGUAGAGGAAGUGGAGGCGGCGGAAACUCUAGCCAAUCUGAAGCUGAAUAUGAAACAUGUGAUUCAGGUGUGAGUGAGAGGUCUUCAUUAAGUGACGAAGGGGAAAGAUCAUCAAGCAAAAACAGUAUUCACAGAUCCAGAUCUCCAUCUCCUUCUGAACGUGGGUCACGUCUGUGCAAACCUACUUCAGCAGCUUGCAAUCGUGGGCCUUCCUGUUUGCCGUCUUCUGCUCCCGGGCCUGGAGCGUCACGCAAGAAACACCCCGUUAAGCACCGGAGUAUCAUUUCUGAUGUAUUUGACGGAAAGCUGCUGAGUUCUGUGCAGUGCCUUACAUGCGAUAGGAUAUCAACACGUGUUGAGACUUUCCAAGACCUAUCAUUGCCGAUUCCAAGCAGAGACCACAUUCACAUGUUACAUCAAGGCUCCUUAACUCCACAGAAAGGAGGACUCUCAGCUUGUUCUGAUGUCUACACAGGAGACCAGGGUUGGGUAUCCUGGAUCUGGGAAUGGGUACGAAGCUGGUUUUGGGGUCCCACAAUCAGUUUGCAUGACUGUCUUGCUGCGUUCUUCAGUGCAGAUGAACUUAAAGGCGAUAAUAUGUACAGCUGUGAAAAGUGCAAUUUACUUCGAAAUGGUGUCAAAUACUCCAAAGUUCUGGAGUUGCCAGAAGUUCUCUGCAUCCAUCUGAAGCGAUUUCGGCAUGAGUUAAUGUACAGCUCCAAAAUUGGAAGUUAUGUAUCUUUCCCUCUGGAAGGCCUUGACAUGAGACCCUACCUACAUAAAGAUUGUGUCUCUCAAGUCACUAGUUAUGACUUGAUGUCCGUGAUUUGCCACCAUGGAACAGCUGGUGGUGGCCACUACACCUGUUACUCCCUGAACUGUAUCAGUGAGCAGUGGUUUGAAUUUGAUGACCAGUAUGUUACACAAGUGUCUCCUGAAACAGUCCAGAACUGUGAGGCAUAUGUUCUCUUCUACAAGAAGUCAUGUGACGAGAUUGGAAAGAAACGCCAGCGAGCUGUUGAACUCAUUGAACUCUCAUCCAAUGAACCAUCUCUAGAUUUCUAUGUCUCCAAGCAAUGGGUCAACAAAUUUAACACAUUUUCAGAGCCAGGUCCGAUAGACAACUCUGACUUUCUUUGUGCUCAUGGCAGAGUGCAGCCAUCCAAAGCUGCAGAUAUGCACCAGCUGUGUACCAUAUUAUCACAGCCAGUGUGGGAGUACCUGUAUGAGACGUUUGGUGGUGGUCCUGCAUGCAACUUUCUCCGUGCUUGUGCCACAUGCCAAGAAGAACAAGAAGUUUUACAGAAGCGUAUAAAACAAGAGCUCCAGGAAUUCAUGCAGCUCAUCAAAGAUUUUCAGGCUGACGAAGGACCAAGUGUGAUAUAUGCCAUAUCUAUGAGCUGGUUUCGGCAAUGGCAAAAUUUUGUUCGUGGCAAAGAACCUGAGCCUCCUGGUCCCAUUGAUAACAGUUCAAUUGUCACAACCAAGAAUGGACAGCCUGUUGUCAAGAUGGUUUCAGAUUAUGCUCAGCUAUCAGAAGAACUGUGGUAUUUCUUUAAACGCAUUUAUGGAGGAGGACCUGAAGUUGUGUUUCGGUCACCAUAUGCAGGAGGUCCAGCAGUGAGUUGCACUACUGCUUCAGGCAUUGGCCGACCUUGUUAUCCAGGUACAGUGUCGGCAACACCUGAUGGGAGUUUGGCAGCUGCCAUUAAGGCCCGCAGCACAGACAACAUAGAUACUGGGCUAUAUUCAUCUGCAAAUACAGCUGUUAUGGGCCGACAGACCAGAGCUCAAAGUGCCAGUUCUGACAACACAGCACUACGUUCAGCAGCCAGGAAUGCUUCAGUGCACAGAAAGCAGCAACAACAACAACAAUCAUUAGAUACAACUGUGGAUAUGGGUACAUAUUAUCAGAACUUCUUGUGCAAGCACAAUGAUUUUUCAUCUGGAUCAUUUGGUGUUACCAUUACUGCUGAUGACCCGAUGCAUCCUGCACCGGUGACUUCAGAAAAAGACUCUGGAAUAAUCCUUGGUAAGGAACUAGGAGCCAGCGACACAUUGUAUUCCCCAGUCACUGAAACUAUUGUGCAGAACACUUGAACAGAAUUGUAACUUGUAUGCGCUUUCAGUUCACUAGUCAUGUUGUACAUUGUAGUUCUGUGAAGUAUGUAUAAAUAGGGCUUACUUGUGUUACAGUUAAAAUAUGACAUACCGACAAAGACUUUUUCACCAAUUCAUUAGAUGUAAUUAUAGACUUUUGUUGAUAAAUGCCAUUGCAAAUAAAUAUAUGCAUUUAUGAUAUGUCUUGUUCCUCAUAUAUAUAUAUAUCUGGCAAAAUUUUCACUUUCCUGUGCAAAAUUAAUCAAUAUUUUGCUCCAUUGGAAAGGAAGAAUUGCAGAUGGGAAUGUAGCAAUGAGGGUAAUGAAUUUGUACAAGUAUUGUGAAGGAAAUGUGUUCAUUUCUCAGUUUAUGUAAAAUUCUUACUGCUCUAUUGUUCGGGCUAAAUUAUAUGCUAUGUGUAGAUUUAUUUUCUCUUUUCUUCCUGUGCUAGUAAAUUGUUUAUGAAAAUUUUGACUGUUUUAGUCUCAGUGGAAACAUUUAUUAUUGCUCAUAUUUGCUUCAUUUGCCAUGGAUGUAGCACUUUCUCAUGUGGUUUAAAUGAUUUCUGAAUUAUUGUGCUAUGAAACAUACCAAUGGUAAUAUUAGAUCUGUGCUUAUUCAGUAUGUAUGUCUUUCACUCAGAGCUGAGAGAAAAGUACAGGUGUAACAUCAGUCUUUUUCUAUUGGUGCAAUUAUCAGCUUUUCCUAUGUUAUCUGGAACAUUGUUAGUAGCAAUAAUGGUAGUUUGAUGACUGUUUAUUGAAUGAAAAGAAAUGGCAAACUUUUUCUUAAUAUAGGGCCAGUAUUUUAUGAGAAAUAGACAAUGUCUGUACAUGCAGAAGCUAAUGGAAAAUGUGUAGUAUUCCACAAAAAUUAGAAAUAAUAAUUAGUUAUAUCUUUUAUAUGAUGGUGUGUGUGUGUGUGUGUGUGUGUGUGUGUGUGUGUGUGUGUGUGUGUGUGUGCGCGCGUGUUAUAUAUAUUGAAUUUAUCUACCAAAGACCUAAUGUAUUUUACCACACACAAAUAUCAGUUUCUGAAGAUUAUAGUGCAUCUAUGUUUGUAAUUAUUCAUAAUAUUAUUAUUUAUAGUCUAAAGCAUUCUAUGAUUGGUAUGAAAAGUGCUUAUUGGUUCAUAUGUGUGUGUGCUGUAUAUUUGUUUUCAGUAUUACAGUCUGUUAGGUGCUUCAAGCUGUAUUUAAGUAUAGCAAGCUGUAUUUAAGUAUAGCAAGGAUUCACUCACAGCCCCAGUGUAUAAACUCAAUAUUAUUUGUGCCUGAGAGUAACUGUAUUUCAUGUUGUGUAAAUGUUGGUCUUUCUCAUUUAGUUGUUAUACUGUUUCAUUCCUUUAAUACAACUUGUGUCUUUUGUUAAUGUUGACUUUGUGGUUGUAAAUUUACCUGUGAAUGGGAAUUGUUAAACAUUUUUUGUAGAGAUCAAGUAUUUUGUAAGUACACCAUUCCAUUAUUGAGCAUUAGCAAAUUGUUACAAAGGGGGAGGGGGGGGGGUGCCCUCCACUUUCUUCAUAUGCUCCACCAGUGUUACAGUUUUCACUGUUGCUAUUGUCUGGCUGGUAAUACUAUUACUAUUAUUAUUUUUUAUAGCAGAUCUCAUUUACUCCCCAUCAUGUUAUUGCAAGUGCUAAACAUUUGUAUUUGACUGUUUUAAUGUAUCAGUUAUAUUUUAUUCCUCUGGUUAAAAAGAAAAAUGAGGUUCUGUAACCGAACAAGAGAAUAGAUUUCGUGGAUGUACUGUAACUAGCCUAUAAUCUUGAAACUGUGAAGCUGUGGUAAAGAAAUCAUAGUUUAAACAACACUAAUGACAUGCAGACCACUUUUCGUCAUUUAUUGUGCUUGACACUGAUUUAUAACAUUGUUUUUGCAUUAUAAUUUAUUUCAAUUGGUUGUGUCAGUUUUUUUGUCAGUGAUUAAAAAAACUUAACUAAAAGUGUAGUCCACAUGAGAUUAACUGUACAUGCUUCCAUUGAGUUAAAUGCAUACAAAAAAUAGAAACUGUUUUUUUAAAUUGAUUUGUAUUAAAAAUUAUAUUUCAUGCAUUUAUCUGAAAAUCUAUAUCAUCAGCUAUUUAUUAUGAUGAAAUGAAGUACCUUUAGUCACUAUUCAUCUUUUGACAACACAGGUGCUUGAAAUGGGGAGGGUCUGGGGAUUAUGAAAUGUGGCUACUGACUGUGCUUGGUUAACACAGUUACAAAAGUUGAACAAAUGAAUAAUUGUAGUAAGGGGCAAGCAGAAAACAAAAAGGUUGACUAUACCUGUUUCCAGAAUUUGUUUAAAAUAUUGGUAUAUGUGGCCUUUGCAGAAGACUGUUAUCACCAAUGCAUCUUUCAGCUAUUUUUGUAGUUACAUUUCAAACAUUCUGUUUAUAUAAUGUGUAGAAAUUUUGCUGCAUUAAGACAUUUUCUUUAUAAAAUCAAUUACUCCUUUUGUUGCAUCAGAAAUGGAAAAAUGGAAUAUUUGUAAUAGUUAAAAAAUUAAUAAACGGCAAAGUAAAUAAUUCUGAAAACAAAUGUGCUGGUUAAAGGCCAAUUUGUACUGAUGUGAUGUUUCUCAGUGAAUCACACUGAUUUGUAAAUGGGAUGGUAUAAAGGAACAGCAUUGUGUGUUGAAUAUUUGCCUCAAUUUCUCUUGUAACCGUUACACGCAUAGUGUUUGUUUCUGAAUGUUCUGUAUUAAUAUUUCUACUAUCUGGUGUCAGGAAGGAAAAAAAAUUUGAAGAUUUCAUCUACUCUCCAUGUGCCUUGGAGAAAGGAAUAGAGCUCAACAUAAAUAAAAUAUCUAGUAAAAUUCAAUUCCAGUUUUAUUUGUUGCGAUCAGCUUUAUAAAUCAAAAGAAAAAAUUGUAUAGGUUGCAGUUUUACAAUAAGACUGAUAUUUUAUGCACGUUUUGUACUAGAGACUCGUGGCUUGAUAAAUGUUUUCUUUCCUCAUCCAUGUUUAUAAUUCAGUCAUGUCAGUUGUAAUUGAUUCGCUGCAGGUACCAACAUAUAAAGGAUGUGGAUGACCUCCUGAAAGUAUACCAACCGCCAUAUUUUUUAUUUUGUGAUUUACAACCUGCAGUGUAUUUUUUUCUCUUAAGAUAGAAGUUUCUGUAGAUCUUUGUCAUCAAUUUAAAUUAAGUGUUUGAUCCAAGUAUUAGAGCUUUUCCCUCCAUCUAAUUAAGACUGUUAUUCAAAAUUCUCAGUGCGGUGAUCCAUUUACCAGCAUCAAAAAUUAAAACACUGUUUAACUAUUCCAUAUAUUUGCAUUAUUCAGAUUAGCUGUCAUUUCAUCAACUGUAAAAGAAAAAGGUAUUGUGUGUGGGGUGGGGGGAGGUUAAGAGUUGUGAUAGUGCCACAAGCAAGCAGUGCACAACAAAUUGUCAUAUCCAAAUGCUCCUCACAUGUUGAGUGAAAAGAGCCAGCUUGUCCUUGGGCCAUCUCAAAAUUAAGUUACAUAUUACAGUCAGAAUUGGUUAGCAAUUAUCUGUUCAGUAUAUUUUUGUAUUUCAUGUGUUUGUGUGUGCUUUUUUCUGUUGUUUAGGAUAAUCAUGUUUUAUAUUCUCUGCCCCCCCACCCCACGCCCCUUUUUUCCCAUUUUUUUUCUUACCUGAGUUGACUUACAAAUAAAAUGCAGUUCACUCUUUUCGUUUAUCUCUCUUAAGCUGUGUAUCAGCAAUUUCCUUCGUCCUUGUAGAUUAACAAAAAUGUAUUUUUCUACGUAUUUGAUAAAAAAAAUAUUUCACUGAGGAACAGAUGAAUAAUGAUCUAAGUGUUAAUUUUGUAGCGCUAUCUGCAAGUAUUGUAACAAAUCCAAUAAACACUUAUCAGGCAUGAAAAUCAUCAGUGAAAGAAAUCUAACAGUGCAUGUUAGAAUGUUAAAUAUCAUGCAACACUACUGAUUGUUUUUAGUCUGAGUAUGGGUGACUAUUAUUAUUAUUAUUAUUAUUAUUAUUAUUAUUAUUAUGUCACCACCACUGCCUUUACCACCAUUGCAGUUUAAUGUCCUGUUAAGAGUGAGGUCACUAGUUAUGGAAUAAUUCUGUUAAUGUCAGCAUGUAAAUUGUAGAUUGCUCCAUGAAGUUGGAAAAAUCUCAUUUUAUGAAGCACUUGAAUUGUAACAUUUUAAGAAACUCUGUAUCACUACUAAUAUAUUCCUUAAAAUUAGAAAACAAUUUUUAUGUAACUUGUAUGCACUAUUGGUAAAUGCUGAUGUUUCUUAUCAUCAUCAGUUGUUAAUUUUUAUCUGUUAUGUAUUGGCCUCAUCAAACACCACCAGAUUCACAUUUUCUGUCGGUACAUCAUUUAUAGUAAUUCUACCAAAGUUGUUAAUAUUUCCAUAAUAUGUUUAUAAUUCAGACAUUAUUUAAUUUAUGUUAUUAUGUAUAAUGAUUGUGGUGAAGUGGUUGCUAUCCUGGAUGUAUGGGUAACAGGGCAUUGAUAUUGUUCUUGUUUGAAGUAUUUGUUCCAUGUAUGCUUUGUUGAUUAAAAUCAAUAUUUUAAA
This is a messenger RNA of Schistocerca gregaria, 7819 nucleotides long. Its product is annotated as ubiquitin carboxyl-terminal hydrolase 20-like. The record is from RefSeq and is a predicted model, not a curated record. The coding region runs from base 320 to 3325 and encodes 1001 amino acids. The transcript is spliced from 18 exons. Gene Ontology annotation, molecular function: cysteine-type deubiquitinase activity; zinc ion binding. Lineage: Eukaryota; Metazoa; Arthropoda; Insecta; Orthoptera; Acrididae. Gene Ontology annotation, biological process: protein deubiquitination.